Messenger RNA from Telopea speciosissima, 1533 nucleotides. RefSeq lists its product as uncharacterized. The record is from RefSeq and is a predicted model, not a curated record. The coding region runs from base 1 to 1533 and encodes 510 amino acids. The transcript has 5 exons. NCBI's taxonomy places the organism in Eukaryota, Viridiplantae, Streptophyta, Magnoliopsida, Proteales, Proteaceae. Gene Ontology annotation, molecular function: nucleic acid binding. Gene Ontology annotation, biological process: DNA integration.
AUGCCUGACACUUCUGAGAUCACUUCAGCCUCUUCUGGCCUCGACGGCACGUCACAGAGUGAUUUUGUUCCAUUUUCAGCCAACCCUAUUAAAUUAAAUGGGGCCAAUUACCUGCUAUGGUCUCGUUCUUGUUUGUUUGCUAUCGGUUCCAGUGGUCUCUCUGGCUACAUCACCGGAACCUCUGUCAGGCCUACUGAAACUGGAGCUGCGCAAGAUAGGUGGGUGAAUUUUAAUUUUUUGGUUAUGUCGUAUCUGGUCAACUCCAUGGACCAAGAGAUUGCCGAACGCUACCUUUUACUUGAUCCGGCUGGCAAGAUCUGGAGGACAGCCCAUGACACCUACUCUCAAGUGGGCAAUGCUGCCCAGUGUUAUGAACUUCGUCAGAAACUCCACUCUGCCAAGCAAUUAGAGCUGACCCUCUCUCAGUAUUACAAUAAAAUGUGCAUGAUGCGGCAGCAGCUUGAUUUUUUGGGGACCUUCACUGCCACUUGUGAUAUCCGGGCCAAUAUUCUGAAUCGUGAUCCCCUACCAACUCUUGAGCAGGCCUAUGCGAUUCUUGCAGCCGAAGAUACUCGCCAGACAGCCAUGAUUACUCCUGUCACUCAGGAACGAUCGGCCCUACUUUCUAGUUCUCAGCCUACUUCUCGUGGUAAUUCUUCCCGUAGUUCUGGUGUUACUAGUGAUUGCCCUCCUAUUAAAUGUGAUCACCAUGGGAAGGAAUGGCAUACCAAGGAUCAUUGCUGGAAGCUUCAUGGUGGCCCUGUAGAUACCAGUGGGUGUGGGAGGGGUGGCUCUAAUCGAUCCAAUAAUGCCCGGGCAAACCAGGCAACUACUGAUUUGUCUCUUUCCCAAGUGGUUAAAGAACUUCAGCAUCUCCGGACUAUGAUGACUUGGCUGGACACCUCUUCUUCCUGGCCUCCUUCUUUGGCUACUUCUGCUGUUUCCUUGCCAUCAGAUUCCUCUACACCUCACUCUUCAGAUUCUUCCACCCUUUUCUUCAAUUAUUCUCCUUUAUCUGAUCAUAAUAAAGUUAGGGUUGCUGAUGGAUCUCUCUCGCCAAUUUCUGGCAAGGGGUCUGUUCAAUCCACUCCAUCUCUUUGUCUUUCCUCUGUGUUGCAUGACUUGGAAACGGGUCGUACGAUUGCAUGUGGUAAGGUGGUUGGUGGUUUAUGUGUGCUUGACAGUUCGCCGACAGCUUUGACUUCUCAUCCGUCCUCUUCUGCUUCUACAUCUGCUCGCGCCACAUGGGUAUAUUUGAUGCAUAGCAAGAGCGAUGUUUUUACUCGUUUCCGUCUGUUUCAUAAGAUGGUUCAAACACAAUUUGAUGCCAAGGUGAAGAUUUUACGGUCUGACAACGGCAAGGAAUACAUGGAUGGCGCUUUUCGCACUUACUUGGAUACUUAUGGUAUUAUCCAUCAGACAUCUUGUGUUGAUACUCCGGCUCAGAAUGGUGUAGCUGAGCGUAAGAACAUACACUUGUUGGAGGUUGUUCGCUCACUUAUGUUUGCCAUGCAUGUUCCCAUACGUUUCUAG